Molecule: messenger RNA, 3504 nt
Organism: Alosa sapidissima (American shad)
Lineage: Eukaryota; Metazoa; Chordata; Actinopteri; Clupeiformes; Clupeidae
Gene: tspan2a
Product: tetraspanin 2a
Exons: 8
Coding region: 191-835 (214 amino acids)
Cellular component (GO): membrane
Source: RefSeq, a predicted model, not a curated record
CCAACACAACUCUACCGCGGUUGUGGUGAGAGAGACCUGACUGACUGCAUCCACGCUUGUGACCGUGAACUGAAAUUACCUAAACUGAGUUUCUUUCCGAGCCUUUGUUUCUUUAAAGCGCUCUCUUCUGUUAGUGUGCUAAAGAAUCUAUUGUAAUCGAGGACACGCGCGACGUGGAACCACUAGAAACAUGAGCAAAGUCCAAGGCGGGAUGAAAUGUGUGAAAUACCUCCUUUUCGUUUUUAACUUCAUAUUCUGGCUGUCCGGCUCGCUGGUGGUGGCCGUGGGCCUGUGGCUGCGCUUCGACCCGGACACCAUCUCGCUCCUGAACGGAGAUGACGCCCCAGACACCUACUUCAUUGCCGUGUACAUCCUCAUCGUUGCUGGAGGGGUCAUGAUGCUGGUGGGAUUCUUUGGUUGCUGUGGGGCUGUGCGGGAGUCACAAUGUCUUCUAGGAUUGUUCUUCGCCUGUUUAAUGAUCAUCUUUGGGGCGGAGGUGGCCGCAGGAGUCUUUGGAUUCUUGAACAAAGACACGAUCAUUAAUGAGGUUGAGGGCUUCUACCUGAGCUCUCUGCAGGAUAAUUUGACCAAUGGCACCAACGUCGCCACCCUGUACCACACUGUUCUGCAGUGCUGUGGAGGCACCGAACCCAACCCGACCCUGUGUCCAGACGCCGAGACUGAGAAUUGUGUGGAGGCCAUCGAUGAGUAUUUCAAUGAAAAGCUCUUCAUCAUCGGAUAUGUGGGGAUUGGUAUCGCAGGGGUUAUGAUUAUUGGGAUGAUCUUCAGUAUGGUUCUGUGUUGUGCCAUCCGAAACAACAGAGAAGUCAUUUAAUCCCCUCAGUUAACUACCCCCCACCCCAACUCCCUCACCUCCCCCAAAUCUCCCAUUCCCGUCCCCAGCCUCAGCUCAGUUAAGCUGUCCCAACCUCUGCAUUUGUGGUGGGAUGGGUCACUCCAUUUGGACUUUGACGUUUGGGGGGGUGGGGGUGGUUGUUCUUUCAUAGGGACACAUAGCACAAAAAAACACUCCAAAAACAUCCAUAUUUGUCCAAUUGGGGUUUAUUUCAGUGGUGUGUGCGGGGUCUGAUGACAUCAUUCGUAGGAGAAGCAGUGGUUUCCCUCAAAGCUGGACUGGACCUGCACUGACUUGCCCCUACCCAUUUGAAAAGUAAUUCCCCUUUUGUUUGCACAUCACACAUACCUGCUCAGUCCUCACCCCUCCUCCACACACACAUAGCCCGCCUGCCAUAUUUGUGUAGACAGAGGUGCACACUGUACUGUGCAUACAGCUGAGGCUCGGAUGGUGAGAGUCUUCAUAAAGUCCGCUUUGUCUUCUUGACCGCACAGAGGUACGAUUCACACACCAGUAAACCUAACACAAUCUGACUCAGUGUAAACCAGACCAGGGCCUCUCAAAUCCUCCCCACUCUGCAUGCGAUCCAUCUGUCUCUGCUCAGCAUACCUGCCUAAGCUUGUCAGAGAAACACACGAUGACAGAUGAUUCUGCCAGUAAAAAGCAUUAUAAUUAUUCUGACGUCAGGCAGUAUGGCUAGUGCUUAGUUAGUGCAGGGAUAGAUAGAGUAUUCUAAACAGGGGAGAUGCAGGAGCUGUGCUGAAAAGCUCUGGCUUAGAUAAGAUAACAACCAAUGUUGGACUCUCACUCUCUGACCCUCAGGUACCUCUAUGGUGAACGUUUCACGAAUGUGCUGACACGCACUGCAAGGUUGAAAGAUUGGUUGUAAAUAUCUCAAAUAAGAUGCAUUGUCCAGAUGUUUGUCAUUCUCUCCACAUCUGUCAUUGCGUCGUUCCUCAUUACUCAGCUGGGGUUGUGUGGCAUAACCCAGUUUCAGCCUUAUUCACACUUUCUAACUGCCUUUGGUCAUAAAUCAUGUUGUUUGCGUUAACAUGCGCCAGCUGCCUAGCUAGGUUGUAAAGUACAAGCCAUCAUCACGACUGAGGACACCUGCACAUGAACUACACAGGCUGUCGCUGUCACAGCAGCAGGUAUGACGAGUCUGGAAGCUCUCACUUGCGAAGUCUAAAGAAGUGUCACGAAGUCUCACAAAGUCUGACGAAUCAUCUGGCGCUGCUGCUAAUACAACCGGGGUGAAUGUGCUUCUAACACGUUUAACAUAAUGACUUAAUCCUGGUCAGUACACUCAGCCAGUCCCGUGGCAAGGCCUGGUGAUGUCAUGACCAGCUUUCAAGGUUCACUAACUUACUUUCAGGCCAGUCCUUAUAAAGAGUGGACAUGGGUUUUCACCCAUAUUUUUAGCGCAGGACCACAACAGCAGCAUCACAACAACAGCACAAUGGUGAAAGUGAACUAUUCCCAGGAUAUUUCUCAGCUAAUGCAUUGAUAAUUCGUUAUAAUAAUUAUAAUUAUAAUAAUUGGUUCAACAAAUUAAACUUUGUACAUAAUGACAGUGUAUACAGAUUUGUAGCAAAAUAACUAGUAAUACCUGAAUUUUUAGUCAGGUGUAAAAACCCAUAUAAAAAAACUGAAGUAACCGGCAAAAGUCAGUCAUGAUAUUCAACCAGGGUGUUAGCCACUCUCUUCGGGAUGUGAAAUUCAUUUGGAUUAUUGAAAUUCCCUAGGCAUGGAUUAUUUUGUAAAGAAAUGAACUGAAUUUGUUUCAGGUGAAGUGAACUCGACCUCAGAACUCGCUUGCUUACCUGUAACCAGCACUGCCUAAAUGGCUGGAGGCUCUGGGAUGGGCCCAAAGCCAGCAUUCGUGUCAGAUCAGGGUGGCUCCACACCAUGUGGGUUUGGUCUGAUCCCUUUGUCUCCAGCUGUUGGACUGGGGUCCAACUUUUCUGUGCCUUUUCAGAAGCAUACACUCCUAGAAAAGAGGGUUUCUGGAACUGAGGAGGGAAUCUGGGUGUUCAGCAGAUAGCUUUUUUAAAUGUACAAAUUUGCCCCCAUUUGGAUUGGAAUCUCAGUUGAAAAUCACUCUUGCACGUAUUUCCUAAAAGCGUCGCUGGGCAACCACUGUGGUGAUUGAGAGAGAGUGUUCAUGAUGAUACUCUCUAUCAUUUAAUGAUGAUGGUGGUCAAACAACGUUUUUGAGAAACACACCCACCCUAUACAGUAGCUGACAACCCAGGAACCCUCAAAGUGUUCCAGCAAGAACCUAUCCUUUCUGAACAUGAGGUACAGGAACUGGUUAGGGUUCUCAAAUGCACCCAUUUUUUGGGAGUGUAUUGGGCAGGCACAGGUUUGUUUAUGGGCUCAUUCUAAGCAUGCUCUGUGUGUGUGUGUGUAAACUGUUGCUGUGAAGAACUGUACAUUUUUGUGUCAAACUGUAAUUUCUCUAUGUUGUGACAGUCCUUUUUUGGAAUGGACUCAAGAUGUGUAUACUCUGGCUGGUGUGUAGAUUUGUGUUUGCUAAUCAUGUAAAAGAAAAAAAAAGAAAAAUGGAUGCUUUUCAUAGCAUGACGUUUUGUAGCAGUUUCUAAAUAUGAAUUGCUUUGAGAAAUAAAAAUAAUGAUAUCACAUUU